This is a messenger RNA of Cylas formicarius (sweet potato weevil), 1499 nucleotides long. RefSeq names its product ATPase ASNA1 homolog. Gene Ontology annotation, biological process: post-translational protein targeting to endoplasmic reticulum membrane. The record is from RefSeq and is a predicted model, not a curated record. Gene Ontology annotation, cellular component: GET complex. The transcript has 4 exons. Bases 345 to 1334 code for a protein of 329 amino acids. Lineage: Eukaryota; Metazoa; Arthropoda; Insecta; Coleoptera; Brentidae. Gene Ontology annotation, molecular function: ATP hydrolysis activity; ATP binding.
CGAUCUAGAGUGCGGGAAGCGUCACACGUCAGUUUCGUUUCCUAUGAAUCCGAGCUACUUCGGACAUUUCCGGGAUUUUAGAUAUUUCCCACGCUUUGAACAUUGACGUUUGUCAAUUCUGACGGUCAUGUGAGUGAAUAUAUUCGUGUUGUUUUGCGAAAAUGUAACCAAAAACUAACGGUCGUAGAAAAAGUUUAGUAUGCAACAAGUUCGUUCGACCUCGACAACGUGAAACAAAUUUAAUUUCUGUGCUCUGUGUUUUGAUGUUUAUAAUGAGUUCACAGUAACCAAUUUUUUGUAAGCACAAUUUUCUACAAUUCACGAAAUUAAUCAGUUUGCAUAAAAUGUCAGAAAUUUCUACGUUGGAACCAUCUUUAAAUAAGGUCAUUCAGCAAACUAGUUUAAAAUGGAUUUUUGUUGGUGGUAAGGGGGGAGUUGGAAAAACAACUUGCAGCUGCAGCUUAGCUGUUCAAUUGUCAAAAGUGCGUGAAUCUGUUUUAAUUAUAUCCACAGAUCCAGCUCAUAAUAUAUCUGAUGCCUUUGAUCAAAAGUUCACCAAGGUUCCAACAUUGGUGAGAGGUUUUAAUAAUUUGUAUGCCAUGGAAAUUGAUCCAAAUAUCGGUGUUAAUGAGUUACCAGAGGAAUAUUUUGAUGGUGAUCAAGAUGCGAUGAAAAUGAGCAAAGGUAUACUUCAGGAACUUAUUAACGCAUUUCCGGGUACUGAUGAAACAAUGAGUUAUGCUGAAGUUAUGAAGCUAAUAAAAAGCAUGAACUUUUCUGUUGUAGUGUUUGACACUGCUCCUACAGGUCACACACUUCGUUUGCUUUCUUUUCCACAAGUGGUUGAAAAGGGUUUAGGGAAAUUAAUGAAAAUUAAAAUGAAAAUUUCACCUCUCAUCAAUCAAAUUGGUGGGCUGAUUGGCAUGUCGGAUAUCAAUUCUGAUAGUUUUUCAUUGAAAAUGGAAGAACUUUUAUCAGUUAUAAAACAAGUCAACAAGCAAUUUAAAAAUCCUGAUCAGACCACCUUUAUAUGUGUCUGUAUAGCUGAAUUUUUAUCAUUGUACGAAACAGAGAGGUUGGUACAAGAAUUGACGAAAUGUAGAAUAGACACUCACAAUAUUAUAGUAAAUCAGUUGUUAUUCAAAAAAUCCGGUGAUGACAGCUGCAAAAUGUGCACUGCCCGUAUGAAAAUUCAGCAAAAGUAUCUAGACCAGAUACAAGAUCUUUACGAAGACUUCCACGUGGUUAAGCUGCCACUCUUAGACAAUGAAGUAAGAGGUGUUCAAAAAAUAAUAUCAUUUUCAGAGUAUCUAGUCUUGCCUUACUCUGUUUAGUACAUUUAAAGGGCACUGGGAUGUAUAAAUUAUUUGAAACAUUAUUAUGAGUGUAUGAAAUGUAAUUCCACUAUUUUUUUAGAUAUCUAUGUAUUAGUUUGUUCUCUUUUGAUGUUUGAGCUUUAGGUUGUUGUUAUAUAUAUAUUCUUGAAUUAAACUUUUGAA